UGCAUCCCCAUCCCCCACACAGUGGCCGUCUCUUCGGGUGAAAGCUGUCUUCCCAGCGCCACUGGCCCAACAAAACGCUGCUGUAGCAGAGCCAGUCCACACCGACCCACGGCAGCCGGAUAGACGGAGAACCGACCGCAGCACGUACACAUCAGGAGAAUCUGUUUCCUUCGACAGAGUAGCUUUGAUUUGCAUAUCCACUUCCACUCCUUCCUCAUUUGCAUACAGCAAGAAUGGCGAGCGGGCAUCCCACAGACAAAUUCAGUUUCAUGUAUCAACCAGACACGCACAAGAGUAAGAACAGGUUAUCUUCAGCGAUGAAUCCAGUCUACAGCCCUGUUCAGCCCGGCACCCCAUAUGGAAACCCCAAGAACAUGGCCUUUACAGGCUAUCCCGGAGGGUAUCCUGCCACUGCUCCUACCUACACACCCAACCUCUAUCAAACAGGCAGUCCUGGGUAUCCACCAGGAUAUACUUCAGCAGGAACCCCAUACAAAGUGCCGCCCACUCAGUCAAAUGGAGCACCCCCUCCUUACACCCCCACUCCCACUCCAUAUCCAACAGCUAUGUACCCCAUCCGCAGUGCCUACCCUCAGCAGAACUUAUACGCACAGGGAGCGUACUAUACCCAACCAGUGUAUGCGGCUCAGCCACAUGUGAUCCAUCACACCACCGUGGUGCAGCCCAACAGCAUCCCCUCCACAGCCCUCUACCCUGCUCCUGUCCCUGUACCUGCCCCUCGCAACAACGGCAUGGCUGCUAUGGGGAUGGUAGCCGGGACAACCAUGGCCAUGAGCGCAGGGACCCUGCUGACAACACCCCAGCACCCCCCAAUUGGAGCACACCCAGUUACUGUGCCAACCUACAGGCCCCAAGGGACACCUGGGUACAGCUACGUACCACCUCACUGGUAGAGCCCAUCCAUCAUAUCUGGAGUCCAUCAUCGUAUGCAACUGCUCAAAUCUUACACGGGCUCUCAAUGGUAACCAUGGGAACUCGGCACCUGUCUGCAAGAACAAAACUAAAGUGCAACAGCCACUUUACUAUUAUUAUUAUUGUUAUUAUGCGACAUUCUCUAACAUUUUUACAAAAGCUGCUUUUACUUUUUUUUUUUCCUCUGUUCAUUUGCCAACCAGUCAUUACCUUAUUUUGUAUGGGUAUUUUAUUUUAUUUUCUCACUUUCUUUUGCUGUCUGUCAUUGGAACUCCAGAAGGACUCUUGACCAUCACAGGUGUCGGUUGCUCCUGUUUCUGUGUUGUGCUGGUGUGUGUGGUCCUGCCUGCUGCUCAGUUGGCUGGAAAAUAUCGGGCACUUACUCCUCAUUAUCAUCUCCAUCAUUAGUCACUACAAAGACUUAUUGACUUAUGCUGCCAAAUUUUUCUAACGACUAGAUAUCAGCACAGGGUUUUAACAUAAUAAGGAUAUUUGUUUGUUUAUUUUUCCGAUUAUUCAGUUUUUAGUAUUCCUCAGUUUGCCACACUCAGCAGAAUGACCUGUCUUUCUGUCAACUUUUCCUUUAAUUUGUUCUGACUUCCUUUUCUUCUAUCGUUUUCUUUUUGACUGGUUUCAUCUACAGCAUUUGUAUAAUCUGGGUCGUCUUCCAGCUCGUAGCUGUCUGUCCGGCAGUAGUCAGUUCGUCAUCCCUGUCUUUUAUCCGAGUGCUAAGUCACUAUGACCACAGCACUUACACAUUGUUACCCAUCAUGCUGCCUGUCCCACUGUGUCCAUAUUAGCAUAGUACCUAGCAUACACUAAAAGAAACCAUCUACUUCAUGCACCAUACUAUGCAGGCUAGUAUGUUGUGACGCUAUCAAAAUCCAAAUCUAGCUAGAGAACAUUUCGGGUUCGUUCGGGUCAUGUCAGCUCGUAUGUGGUUAGCGUAGGUCAAUGCAUUAGAAAAUGUAAAAAAUAUUUAUAAUAACCGUGUCAGCAGCUUGGGUGGUCGUGCACACUUUCUCACACUUGCACACAAAGUAUGCACACACAGGGGCUCCUGUGGUGCGCUGGAAACACAGCAUCGCUUAGUGGCACUUACUGUACAGUACCUCCAGUUAUGUCGUUACUGAACAACACUCGCAUACAGGCACACAUGAGCAAACACACACACACAUACACACAGUACAUGGAGUUUCGGGGGUGUGCAUGGCAGACACAGAAAGCAGAGAAGGAAUUUAAAGGGAAUGUGUUGGCACGAGGAGAGGAGAGGAAAGCAGGACGAGACGGGGAGAGCAGACAGUGCUUAGCACCAUGAGGAGCUGUAAAGGAGGAAGAGCAGGAGGGGACUACAUUAUCACAGUCUGUCAUUUCUUUUCAAGGUGCAACACAUUUGAGUUUGUCACCUGCAAGAGACUGCACAAACACGUUGCUGUUUGCACUAUAUGUAUUGUACCCUGAUUUCCUACUGUGAGUAUAUCGUCUCCUCCUCGUUCCUUCUCCCAGACUAGGACAAAUAACCAAACACUCAAACAGGAAGUCAGCCUCUGAGUGUACACAUAAUAAUGCAGAUUUAUAGGAUUUGUCCAUUCCUAUGCAGCAUUGGGACUGUGAUGGAGGUUUGUUACUCAUAGAGGUUAAAUCAAAGUGGAAGUUAAACUUUUGCCAAACAUUACUAUGAGAUCCAAGUGGUGAUGAUGCAGUCUCACUCACUUUUAACUAAUUUAAUGUUCAAGGGGGAAACAAAAAGUCGCUUUUAGAGUCAGUUGUGCAUAUCAGUUUAUUGGCUACACAGCACUCUCUAAAAACCCAUUUAAGAACAAGAGGUUAUUUGUUAAAAUGAGGAUAAUUUGCGAGGCAAUGAGACAUGUUAAGAUGUUUAUAUGCCUGGCCUUGCAAAAAGAGUUAGCCCAAUGAUCUAACACUCGCUUUGAGUCUUUGCUUAUUUGUCCUCAGCUUGAUGAAAAAAUGGGGUUUGGCAGAGGUGGUGUUUAAUAUUCGGUGAGGCCUGUGGCAUUUUUCAGGAUUUCCACAAAAAAAAAAGAUUCAAGUCAUAACUUCAUGAUCUGUAGAGUACAGAUUGAUAUAACAAAAGCAGAGCAUUUACUGCGCGGGUAUGUAGAUGACGUGGUUUGAUAUUGCAAUAAAAAGAGGGAAUGCCUCCUACUGUUAACAUACAGUAAUUAUUUUAGCAGCGUUUUGAAUUGAUUUUUAAAAAUGCUUAUUGUUGUAAUCUCUAAAUAUGGAUUACAGGCUCUGUAUGCAGCCUCCAUUCAAUAAUUAUUAACAGUUACUGCUAAGAGGAGUAGAACAUAUCAAAAAAUUUGGGUAUUGAAUAACUUUGUGAGGAAAUAUUGCACAACGUAAGACAAAAAAACAACAAAAAAAAGAAAAAAAACUUGACUAUAAUUUAAUGCUAAGUAACAGGUACCUAGGCUUUGUAGUGCAAGAGGGAGGAAGAAGCAAUUUAUAUUGUAAUUACAAAUAAAACAAUGAGGUGGAGUGUUUUGAGGUAUUCUUAGUCCAAUGUUUGUACACUAGUAGGUUAAUUCUGAAAAAAAAUAUUGCAUAAUGCCGCUGUCGGAUGAAAACCAACUAUCUUCUAAGCCCUUAGAUUUCCAAAGCCUGGAUGUUUUAGGCUAAGGGUCAUAAUAUUCCCACUGAUUUAAAAUACUUGUACAUCAUAAUUCUGUCCAUUGAAGCUAUUAAAAAAAAACAGAAAUUGGAUUUUCUUGCGACAGCAGUCAUAUUACUUGUCAUUAGGAUUUAUUUAACCAACCACUACUUAUGUCAGUAUUUCUCAACUGAAGCCUUUGUUUUCUCUUUCCCUCUGGUCAAUUAAGCAUAAUGGGUAUGCAUAAUAUUCAGGUGUAUUUCACUAUAGCAUUGGAUCACUAAGUUUAAAAAAAAUGCAGUAUAUUUAUACAGCAAGUGGUACAGUAAUGUAUUUCUAGCUAAGCAUGGUUGCAUCAGUGUGGCAGCUACUGUUUGUGCUUUUUAAUAUAUUUUUUUACCUCUCCUUCUGCAUCUUUGUCCUCUGCAUAUGUGUCGCUGAGGGAGGAGAAGCUACAACAAGAUCUGUAAAUGGAUUUCAGACAUGUGGAAGUCGUGACCUGGCAGCAUGAAGCCAAACGACCAGGACUGUUGUAAACAUACUCCCACAUGGUUUCAGAUUUUUACAGACCUUGUGGAAGUAGAGCAUGAGUAACUGAACUGAAAUAGAUAGCACAGGCAUUAUUUUUUUAUUUUUAAUUAGGAGGUUUCCCUUCUGAUCUUUGCUAUCUGUUACUGUUCAGACAUCCUUUAAUGAUGUCCUGAAACCCUCAGCCUCCACACCUUUUGUUCUGUGCCAUAUUUCACCAACUGCUGUUCAGUAAAUAUUAGUUUGUUUUCCUAAAUAACUGGUGAACUCUUAAGUCCUUGUUCUGUCUAGCUUCCUGUGAAUCUGUGUUUUCCUAUUGCUGUCCUAUUUCUCACAUGUUGUUAAUGCAUAUUGCCUGUCUUACUUUUAUCUUACUUACUGUAACCUCUGUGUCUGUCCCGUUUUCACUUUGUGCCACAAAUCCUUUCAGAGGCCAUUUUGCGUCCCUCUUUGCAUUUAAAAAAAAAUUGUUUUGUUACAUUUUAGAGGAUGCAAAAUGAUAUACUGCCCCCUUUUGACAUCUGCUUUCCUCAUUAUUACCUUCUGCUCUCACCUUGCCAUGCUUGACCUUUGCAACCCUCACCACUCCAUCUGAAGAGCAGCGGAGCUCUGUUAGAAUUAUUACAUCGGUGUCAGUAAUGCUGAUAAUCUACUGUCAUUCUUGGCAUUUGUAAUAACUCCACUAAGCCUAGUUAAACACUAGAUGUCGCCAGUGCUGUGCUCAUCUGUAGGCUCAGCAUCCUUAGGCUUGGAAUGUGAGGUGGUUACAGACUGAGCUAAAGGACAAACGGAUAAUUUAUCAUAAACUUCAGCAUUACAGUUUAGCGCACUGAGGUAUUUUUGGGAAUCCGCCUCCCAGAUUUUGU
Molecule: messenger RNA, 4941 nt
Organism: Sphaeramia orbicularis (orbiculate cardinalfish)
Lineage: Eukaryota; Metazoa; Chordata; Actinopteri; Kurtiformes; Apogonidae
Gene: fam168a
Product: family with sequence similarity 168 member A
Exons: 8
Coding region: 234-914 (226 amino acids)
Source: RefSeq, a predicted model, not a curated record